CGCUCUGGCCGGUCCACAGACGGCGAACGCCUGGAGUACCUGUGCUCGGGUAGCCUCAUCAGCGAGCGCUACGUGCUGACCGCCGCCCACUGCCUCGCCGUGCUCAACGGCCCCGUGUCGGUGCGUCUCGGCGAGUGGGACACCAACAACGAGCCCGACUGCCUGGACAGCGUGUGCGCCGAGCACACCGUGGACGUGGACGUCGAGCAGAAGGUCGCGCACGAAGACUACCGCGACGGGCUCAACGACAUCGCGCUGCUCCGGCUCAGCAAGCCCGUCCUCUUCUCCAAGUCGGUGCGACCCAUCUGCCUGCCCGUGUCGGGACACAACAGCCCCGCGGAGGACCCAGUCGGCCAGUCUAUGCUCGUGGCGAGCUGGGGCAACACGUCUCCGUACCACAGGCAGAACGCUCCCAGCCGCUGGCUCCUCAACUACCACGUGUACGUCGACGCCCCCCGAGCGUGCGGCGCCGGCUACAACGCCUUUGACGACGUCCACUUCGAUAGCGACAAGCACCUCUGCGUCGCAGGCGGCGGCUGCCACGGCGACAGCGGCAGCCCGCUGAUGCUGUCCAAGCAGGUCGAGUCGGACGACUACGAGGACAUGGCGGCGCAGGAGCGCGACGUGCUGCACGGCGUGCUGUCCUACGGCGUGCCGGACUGCGCCAUCCGCGCCGCGCCGCUCGUCUUCACGCGGGUGUCGCACUACGUGCCCUGGCUGCUGCGCAACCUGCGGCCCAACCCUUUCGUGCCCAAGGACGAGCUGGUCAGCGGCAGCGGCAACCUCAACCCGCGCAUCAUCGGGCCCAGCCGGCCCAGCCCCAAGCAGGGCUAGGCGGCCCCGGUCCGCGAGGAGCAUCUCGUCGCUUGGCGCUGCCCCCGAGAGCUAGGCAGGCCACCGCACGCCGGGCCCGGCCCGGCCCGGCGCCAGUGCGACCUGGCCGUGACAUUGUCCAGGCGCGCGCAGCCGGCGUGCGCAGCGGCGCGUGGCAGCGACAGACACACACAUACACAGGCACCUGCCCCACCUGCCACUCCGCCAGAAAGUGUCUCUUAUCUCGCCUUUUUCGCGUUGAAAGCGCAGGCAUCGAAAACAGCCACAUUCAACCCCAGUUUGUCCGAUGUGUCUCUUGAGUUUAAUAAAGUUUUGAGAAAAUGUGAGGAAUAGACGUCGAUGGGUCAGUUGAAUGUGAAUUUUGACAGGAUGACAAGUAGGAGAACAGUCUUCUUUCCAGGGAUUUUUUUUUUGCUCUGGAUCGCGUUAUUAGCGAGGUGAUUAGAGAGGGCAAAAAAAUUCUCGCGACGAGUCGGUUUUGGGUGGAGGUCCCACUUUCGUUUCUAAUCGCUAUGGCAAGAGAGGAGGUGCCACUUUCCUCUCAAUCGCUACUGAUGGAGAAGAAAGACGUCAUAGGAUGAGCCCGCUUUUUAAGGAGAAAAGACAACUUCAUAUGAGGGUAUACUGACUGGUGAGAGAUACCAGCGGUGCAAGAUAGAAUAGGCUCUUGCUCUUGGCCUGCCCCGAUCGUCUCUAAUCAAAAACCGCUUUGAGCGGGUAGGUAGUGCUAGACACGCUGUUUUAAACAUAAUUAAUUAGUAGUGUAAUCCAGGCUCUAAACAAAAAUGAAGACUGAAAGAAGUUGUCCACAGUCCGUGGACUGUGACUGCUUUGCUUUUCGAAAUAAAUUAUUUUCGAUUAAACCUUCA
Frankliniella occidentalis (western flower thrips) is the source of this 1703-nucleotide messenger RNA. RefSeq names its product spaetzle-processing enzyme-like. The transcript has 5 exons. Lineage: Eukaryota; Metazoa; Arthropoda; Insecta; Thysanoptera; Thripidae. Gene Ontology annotation, biological process: proteolysis. The record is from RefSeq and is a predicted model, not a curated record. Gene Ontology annotation, molecular function: serine-type endopeptidase activity. The annotation marks the transcript as partial.